Mollisia scopiformis is the source of this 1520-nucleotide messenger RNA. RefSeq lists its product as uncharacterized. Gene Ontology annotation, biological process: lipid metabolic process. Bases 13 to 1290 code for a protein of 425 amino acids. The record is from RefSeq and is a predicted model, not a curated record. Lineage: Eukaryota; Fungi; Ascomycota; Leotiomycetes; Helotiales; Mollisiaceae. The transcript is spliced from 2 exons.
CCAAGCUUCAAAAUGAGCGAACUUCUAACCCUCGCCAAAGGCCUCAACCCAUGGCCCUUCUUCGCCCUUCAACUCUCAACCUCAAUCCUCACCUUAGGCUUCACAUCCCCCUCCUCACUCUUCCGCCCCACUAUCCUCCCUUUCGUCGCGUCAUGUACAUACAUCACCUGCCUCAACCUCCGCGAAUUCACCUCAAGAGGAUCAUGGGCCGCUACCACCGCCUGUUUCUCCACCCUCUUCUUCCUCCAGUAUCUCGAAAUGGGCGUCCUCUCUCGCUGGAGCUUCGAAGCCCGCGGCCCUACUUCAACUUCCUCCAAGAACUCCCAAGACAGAGAAGCAAAGAAAGAGGAUACAAUCUGGACUCGCCUCAAAUUCGGAACCUCCUCAAUGAUCUCAUUCCGCGACCUUUACACCCCCCACGAAACCAAAAACUCCCCACACUUCUCCCCCAAAAACCCCUCUUACACCCCCUCCCGCUCCACCUUCCUCCUAACCAGCAUCCCGAAACUGGUCCUCUGCUACCUAAUCCUCGACCUCAUCGAGUUCCAACCGCCUCCCCCCGAUGCCUCAUCUCUCUUCUCCCCCUCCAAGGUCCCUUUCCUCCUUCGCAUUUUUUCCGGCGAGGAAGCUGUUACCGGAGAGGAUGUCCUGGUUAGGAUAGCGUCUAGUAUUGGGUUCUGGAUCUCGUUGUAUUGCAUGAUUAGCGGGAUGGCGUUGUUCCUAGGUGUUGUGUGUGUGGGGUUGGGGGUGAGUGAGGUGAAAGAAUGGCGUCCUAUAAUGGGGUCUUUAAGCUCUGCUUAUACGAUUCGCGGAUUUUGGGGGGAGUUCUGGCACCAAGGAACCCGAAAAACGUUCUCAUACCCCUCUAACUACCUCAUCGACCAUCUCCCCGUCAAACUUCCAAGACUGCUAGCUCGGUACGCGAAGAUCUUCCUCACGUUCUACGUCUCGGGAGUCGUGCACGUUAUUGGGGAUUGGACGGGCUUUAUGCCGUGGGCGGAGUCGGGGAGUGUGAGGUUUUUUAUGGCGCAGGCGGGGGGGAUUUUGGUUGAGGAUGCGGUGCAGUGGGUGUGGAGAACUUUAGUCGGUAAGGAGAAGGGGAAGGGAAACGAGAAGGAGGAGAAGAAGGGAGGGAAAGUGUGGAUGAAGAUCGUGGGGUUUGUGUGGGUGAGUAUUUUUAUGCUGUUCUGGAGUACGCCGGCUUGGAUUUAUCCGACUGCGAGGUUGAAUGCUGGGGGUGUGGAGGGGAAGGUGUUGCCGUUUAGUGUUAUUGGAUUUUUUACUAGAUGAUAGAUGUACAGGUGAUUCUAGGUUUGAUGUAAUUAUAGCUGAUUGAGGAGAGUGUGAUCUCCAUGAAUGUCUGCAGAACGGGAAGCUAACAACGUCCACAAUAGCUAGCUAAGGUAGCCUGCGUUAAUAUCAUGGACCUUCUAUCCCCGAAAGAAAGGACCCGGUAGCCUACCAUCUCACAUCCGUAUUGAAACUCCAAAACCUACCUCAAACAUCAAACUCAAUCCUCC